UCCGGAGCCGCGGUUAAUCCAGAACAGAAGGUAACACCGCAGAGAACAUUAGUAAUAACACGAGUACACGGAUAAAAACGAAGAAAUACAUGAUGCCCGUUUGAUUAGAGAGCGAGCAGCAAUGACUGAAGGCUUUACGUGACGAGGUUUGACUGUUUGGAGCGAUGAUAGUGUGAAUAUUUUGAUUUCACGGUAACCGGGGAGGAACCACCCACUGAUGUCGGAGUAUAAGACUCCACAGAAGCCUCCUCCCGGGCUUGGGGCUUCGGUGACUGUCUCCGGGAGCAGAGCCAGGUCCGUGUCUCCUAAACCGGACACGAUGGGAGCCGUAGCAUCUCCCGUGUUCCACUGGCUUCACGAUGUGGUAGCUGUCACUUUCCACAAGGCGAGGCGGACAUUGUUCCAAGCAGCUAUUUUGUUUUGCGUCCUCGUGCUUCUGCUGUGGGUGUCGAUUUUUCUCUACGGGAGCUUCUAUUACUCCUACAUGCCCACUGUGAGCUUCUCCACCCCUGUGCAUUUCUACUACACCGCGGAUUGUGACAGCUCCGAGUCUGCGCUCUGCUCCUUCCCCACAGCCAACAUCUCCUUCAUGAAGAACGAGAAAGACCAAGUGAUGGCGAAUGGACAGCCCUACCGCGUAUCUUUGGAGCUGGAGAUGCCGGAGUCUCCCGUGAACGAGCACCUGGGCAUGUUCAUGAUCAAAAUGACGUGCUACACUAAAGGUGGAAAGGUUGUGUCGUCUAUUGGUCGCUCUACCAUGCUGCACUAUCGCUCCAGCCUUCUGAAAACAAUGAGCACUUUGCUGUUUUCGCCUCUUCUUCUGAGCGGGAUGGCCGAGCAGAAGCAGCUCAUAGAGGUUGAGCUCGUCUCGGACUACAAAACGAACGCGUAUGAACCCACUGUUGGCGCUGUCAUUGAGAUCCAGUCCCGAAGAGUGCAGAUAUACUCGUCUCAGUUGCGCAUACACGCUUACUUCACGGGUAUUCGAUAUGUCUUGUACAAUUUCCCUUUGACCUCAGCUGUGAUCGGCGUGGCUACCAACUUCGCCUUCCUCAGUGUUAUUGUGUUGUUCAGCUACCUGCAGUUCAUAUGGGGUGGGAUUUGGCCCCCGGAGCAAGUGCGAGUAAGAGUGAUGAUGGGCGAUAACAGCCGUAUGCAGCAGAGGAAGCAAGAAGUGAAGAAACGCAUGGAGAGGGAGAGCUCAAUGAAAGAACUCAAUUCUCCUAAAGUGAUUGGAGCUAUGAACGAAGCAUCUUGCUCAAAUCAAAAUGACACAGAGGGAAAGAAAAAGCUCUCAGUGAGUGAAAGUGCCCCUGCGUUUGUGACCACAGGCGUAGUGUCUCAUGAGUCGAACGAUACAGAGGAGCAAGAAGGUGGAAUUGUGUUUGAAGGAUGCCCACUACCUCAGGAGAGUGAGACCAUGCUGCGUCAGAGAGCUGGGCCCUGGAUGAGCUUGUGAACUGCACAGCCUUUCAAAGCCAAAGUGGAAAAAGCAAAUGAUAAACAAAAGUAUUUUAUCUACAAAAUAUGACCUUAUUCUUUAAAGGGUAUAUAUAACAGUGUUUUCUGAUCUGUGUUAUAAUGUUGUUUCCUCAUCACCAGGAGUUUUUGUUUUGUUUUGUUUCACUCACAUGCAAAAACCUGCUUAUUUAGGCUGAGUUCUUCCUUGUUCCACCUUCUGUUGUCAAUACAGGAAGUGCUCCACCGCAUUUUGAGCUUUGGAAAUAUAGACAGAUUAAUAAUAACGCAUUACUCAGACAUGUGUUAAUGAAAGAAAACACAACUCACAACUCCUUUUUGAAGAGGUAACAACAUUAUAACAUGACUAAAAGCUCACAAGAGACUAUUUGGGUCGUGUAGGACCUUUAGUGCACUUUCUAUGGCGUUUCUGCGGUUGCAACAUACACAUUUGUUCAUAUCUGGAUGCAGAGGCCUCCUCACAUGGAUCAUAUCUGUUUAUCAGUUGUGCUCAGUUUGGGCUGACAUCAAAAGGAAUGUUCAAGGAUAUGAGACAUGUUUUAAAUAAGCUUUACGUUCCCAAAACAUUUACUUGUGUUCACAACAUGGCAAUUUUGUUAUGUUUGUCACAACCUCUUUCCAUGUUACUGUUUUAUUUGUUACGUUUGUUUUAAUACCACAUGGUGUAGGUAACUAUCACAACAGGACAUGCUACAUUCCUACUGAAGUGGCCUGAAUGUUCCUGCCUGCAGCAUGCCAUUGGAAUUGUCUUAUCGAUUCUUUGCAGCGAUAUCACAGUGGGGGUGUUGUGUGCUUAUUUCUGUUGGUGGAAUGUUCAACAGUUACCGUGGUGACACAAUGCACUCAUUAUCAAACGCAGACAAUCUUAAAACAGAAUUAAGACUAGGAAUGUAACGAUAUCCAAAUCUCUUGGAACGACAUUUUCACUAUAUACCUCUUACGGAACAAUAUUUACUGAGAUGUUUUUUUUCAGAGGCUAAAAAACACAAAUUGCUACUUUUUCCUCUUAAAAUGCCUUGACAAGACUUAAACCAAAGAUUUAAAAGUGCUUUGAACAGUUAUGUCUUCAAGUUGUCUACACUGAAAUGGAGCAAAGGAUCAUGGUCUAUGUAGUUCCCUCUGUUUUAAGCAAAGAGACUUGUAAUUUUGUGAUGGCCCACGAUAUUACUGAGAGAUUUUUGAUGAUACGAUUUCACGAUAUUUCCAUUAUUGUUACAUCCCUACUGAAAACUUAAGAAAAGAUACAAAACGGAUUUAAACAACACAUUUUCAGGAGCCUGUGAUCAAUAAGAGCACUCAUGGUCCUGUUUGGGUGUUUGACUUUCUCACCUGUUGCAGUUCCAACAGCGUCAGCUCUUUUUGGUCAGAUUGUGUUAAAAUAAAACUCAGAUUAAGUCAAAUUUUAGUAACAGAGCUUCAGACAGAGUAGUGCUUUCGCUUAGUGUCACCCCACCUGCAAAGUAUCGAUACGCAAUUACAUGUUUGGGUCAAUUCUCUGGCAUCAUAUAAGAGUUUGAAUAUUGUACGUGAUCAGAUAUUGUUGACAUUCCUGGUUCGAUGCUACUUCAGAGACUGUUUAUUGAAUGUUGGUUGAGUGGUUCAGACGCAGCGGUGAGAUGACUCUUUGGAGCGGAUUUCACACAGACAUGUCUUGUGAUUCAGACUAACAGAGGGUCCCAGAGCUCAAUUUGAUUUGGCAAAAAAUUCCCCAAUAAUAGACCAAUAUUCUCAAAGGCGUGUUUUAUUAACUUCUCAGAGGAAAAAUUGCCAGAGGGACAUGAUGUACAGCAGAUUUAGCUUGUGUUAGAGCUGCUGUAUGAGACUGGUCUAACUGCUUGGGCACAUGCUAUUUUAUAUUUGUUACAGUCACAGUAAGAAAUUAUUUAUCUUUAUUAUCUGUUUUCAUUCCAACAAAGCACUUCCUUUGUAUUACUGUAUGUACUUUAUUUAUGUAAGUGUUAUGUAAGUGUUCAAAGUGUCUUUAUUGUUACUUUGAUACAGAAUAGGCUUGUCACGAUAACACAUUUUGAAGUUUGAUAUAUUGCUGAAAAAAAUAUAGACAAUAAAUCACCCAAGAGCAUAUUUAAACCACAAAAACUACUCUAAAUCUACAAUAUUAUUAAAUAAACAGCAGAAUGAAUCACUUUAGUUCUGUGUUUGCAUCUGUAAUGAGUCAUAGUAGUUGUUAAUUCAACUUUUGAUGGAUUAAACAUCUUAACAAAAAAUAACCAAAAAUGUCCCUGUAGUGCAAAUAAAAUGUACACACGAUAAAUACUGACCACAAAAAUAUUCAGCUUUCAUGUGUUAAAUGUAGGUCAAUAAAGUAAUUAUCGUGACAGGCCUAGAUACAGGUCAUUGGAGUGUGUAGGUGAAAUAUUCUGAUUGAGUAAGUUUACAAGCUUGUAGCAAGUUGGUGUAGCAAAAGCAUCAUUUCUGUUCUGUCACAAUGUAUUACUGCUAAAAUAAUUAAAAUAAAAGGCUGGGUCUGUUUAAA
Molecule: messenger RNA, 3973 nt
Organism: Boleophthalmus pectinirostris (great blue-spotted mudskipper)
Lineage: Eukaryota; Metazoa; Chordata; Actinopteri; Gobiiformes; Gobiidae
Product: seipin-like
Exons: 1
Coding region: 218-1459 (413 amino acids)
Biological process (GO): lipid storage; lipid droplet organization
Cellular component (GO): endoplasmic reticulum membrane
Source: RefSeq, a predicted model, not a curated record